UAAAGGGCUGGGAGCGAGCGCAGAGCAGCCGCCGCCGCGGGCAGCGGGAGCAGCAGCGGCCGGGGGCCGGCGGGCAGCGGGGCCGCCUACCUCUCGCCGCCGCCCCGGGUCGGUUACCCGCUUCGGUGGGUCGCCCGCCCGGUUGCCCACCCGCUUUGCCCCGGCCAUGGGCAGCCCUUAAGCCCCGCAGCCACCAGCACCCAGCGCCGCCCGAUCCAAAAUGACUGUCAAAGCUGGAAGGAUGCCGUGCGGCGCUCCCAACAUUUAUACUAAAGUGCCUGAUGGAGGAUGGGGUUGGACAGUUGCUUUUGCUUUCUUCUUUGUGGAAGCUCUAACCUAUGGCAUCUUAAAAUCGUUUGGGGUCUUCUUCAACGACCUUAUGGAAAGCUUUGAUGAAACCAACAGCAGGAUCUCCUGGAUAAUAUCCAUAUGUGUGUUCGUGCAGACCUUCACAGCUCCUCUGUCAACAGUUCUCAGCAAUCGCUUUGGUCACCGCUUGGUGGUGAUGGCUGGCGGGGUGCUGAUCAGCACCGGCAUGGUCAUCGCCUCCUUUGCCCGCACUGUUGUGGACAUGUACGUCACCAUCGGCCUCAUCUCUGGCCUUGGGUACUGCCUCUCUUUCCUCCCGACUGUCACCAUCCUAUCACAGUACUUUGACAAAAGACGUUCGCUGGUCACAGCAGUGGCAUCUACAGGGGAAUGUUUUGCUGUCUUCUCCUUUGCACCAGUAAUUACUGCUUUGAAGGAGAAGAUUGGCUGGAGGUACAGCCUCCUUUCUGUUGGGAUGUUACAGCUGAGCAUUGUCAUCUGUGGCUCGCUCCUGCGACCCAUCAUCAUCAGAGAGCAAGAGGAGGAAGCAGCGAAAGCUCAGCCUCGGGAAGAGCCCACAGAGACAAAGUACAUGCUUGAAAAUGAACAAACACGCACCUCAAUAGAGUCCAUAGACUCAGGAGUAGAAAUAACUACCUCACCCAGCAAUGUGCCUGGAAAAACCAAAGCAGAGCCGAAAAGUGAAGAACCAAAGGAACACGUACAGAUGUUUGUUGAAACUGACAGCACCCCUCCAGAACCAAAAACCAAACUCCUGGACUUCUCUGUGAUGAAAGACUGUAGUUUUAUCUGUUAUGCAUUCUUUGGCCUCUUUGCUACCCUGGGCUUCUUUGCUCCUUCCCUUUACAUCAUUCCCUUGAGCCUCAGCCUCGGCAUCAGCAAAGACCACUCUGCCUACAUCUUGUCAGCCAUGGCGAUCGCGGAAGUCUUCGGGAGGGUCUCGGCCGGUUGGGUGCUCAACAAGAAGCCCAUCCGUAAGAUCUACAUCGAGCUCAUCUGCGUCGUUCUGCUGUCUGUAGCGUUGUUUGCCUUCCCUUUUGCCUCUGAGUUCUGGGGCUUGAUGACAUGUAGCGUAUUUUUUGGGUUCAUGCUGGGAACGGUAGCAGGCACACACAUCCCCCUCCUGGCAGAAGAUGAUGUGGUUGGCAUUGAGAAGAUGUCUUCGGCAGCUGGGGUCUAUGUCUUCAUUCAAAGCUUGGCUGGCUUGGCAGGACCACCCCUUGCAGGUGUCUUAGUGGAUACAACACAGAAGUACAGCUCAGCCUUCUACUCCUGUGCUGCUGGCACAGUCCUGGGUGCUGUGUUCCUGUCCCUGGUGAGACCCUGCAAGGUUGGGCUGUGCCAGCAGCGGCAGCAGGGCACAGAGGAGAGCACGGCAGCGGCUGUGGCGGUACCAGACCUGCCAGAUGACUUUAUUGAAAUGGAUAUUGGGAAAGCUGAAAAUUCAGGAAAAGCCUCUGAGAGUGCCCCAUAAAAAGCCUGCUGCUCCUCCUCCACCUACCACAGUCGGCAUAAGGCUGCAGGAAACGUCAGCUCUGCUCCACGUUUUAAAACCGACAUUCUGAAGGGAAUGUGGAAUUUUAAAUGUGAACAGCUGCCAGCAACAUCUACUUUUCUUUUGUUUUAAUUAUUAUUACUAGAAAGAACUUUCUUAUUUCUGUUUUUAAACCAACAAUGGAAAGCUCCAUAGAAAAUACAGAUAGCCACACAAGAAUAACAUCUGCCUAGCAUGAAGAUGUGAUGCACACUCCUGCUAUCCUGAUAACAACCAUAGGUAAAGGUUCAACUGAUCCCAGAAGAACUGACAACACCCAACAGCAGAAGCAGCUCAGCCUCUGACUGUCCUCACCCAUCCCCUACCACAAAUUCCACGCAGCCAAUAAACUGAUGAUACCAAGUGGAGAUGAGCAUUUCCUACACCACCAGUAGUCAACUGAAUCUUCUUCAGGAAGGACGUGGACUCGUGUUUUAGGUUUGAGGAGGGGGGUUAGGCUAGGUAGCUGACUUAAACCAUUGCUAAUUUUCUUCUAAUUAACUUGAAUGUCACAAAUGCUGGGAAAUUGGAGGCUCUGUGUGUCUUUAUGGCCAGUUAUUACUGCACAUAUACCAUAAAGAUCAUUUUUCUUCUCCUGAUUUGGUAUGCAUAGAACUGUUCUCUCUUGAUCUGAUGUACUGUUUCUAAUUUAACUAGUAUUUAUUAAUUUAUUCUUAAGCUUGGUAAAGGAGGUUAGCUUAAAAGAACUGGAGAGGAAAAAUCAUCUUUUUGCAUAACAAAGCUGACUUUUUAACAUCAAUCUCUCUACCACCUCUCUUGUAUUGCUAGCUUGUGAAAUUGUUGGGAAACUUAACUCUUACAGCAUAGAGUGUAGCUGUUUUAAAUAAGUAGGUCUUAGGUAACCCAGUUUUAUUUAAAAAGGGGGGGG
This is a messenger RNA of Dryobates pubescens (Downy woodpecker), 2753 nucleotides long. RefSeq names its product solute carrier family 16 member 6 (gene SLC16A6). Gene Ontology annotation, molecular function: monocarboxylic acid transmembrane transporter activity. The record is from RefSeq and is a predicted model, not a curated record. The transcript is spliced from 6 exons. Gene Ontology annotation, biological process: transmembrane transport; monocarboxylic acid transport. Bases 221 to 1804 code for a protein of 527 amino acids. NCBI's taxonomy places the organism in Eukaryota, Metazoa, Chordata, Aves, Piciformes, Picidae.